This is a messenger RNA of Carassius carassius (crucian carp), 1644 nucleotides long. RefSeq lists its product as uncharacterized. Gene Ontology annotation, molecular function: nucleic acid binding. The transcript is spliced from 2 exons. The coding region runs from base 127 to 1644 and encodes 505 amino acids. Lineage: Eukaryota; Metazoa; Chordata; Actinopteri; Cypriniformes; Cyprinidae. The record is from RefSeq and is a predicted model, not a curated record.
UUGUUUCGGGCCGCGUGGGAACGCUUGCCCGGCAUUUCUCAAUGGGUGUUACGCACAAUUUGUCACGGAUACACCAUUCAGUUUCGGAAAGGCCCGCCCCCUUUCCGCGGAAUUCUCUCCACGGUGAUGAAACCGAUGGACAUGGCGGUGCUGAGACAGGAAAUGUUAGCUCUACUGAGCAAAGGGGCUAUAGAAGAAGUACACCCCUCUCAGAUGGAGUCAGGGUUUUACAGCCGUUAUUUUGUGGUACCAAAAAAGGACGGCGGAUUACGACCCAUUCUGGAUUUACGCCGUCUAAAUCUUGCACUCAGGUCGAGCAAAUUCAAGAUGCUGACGGUAAAAUCUAUUUUGUCUCAGAUUCAACCAAACGACUGGUUUGUCACGAUCGAUCUGAAGGAUGCUUACUUUCAUAUUCAGAUCAUCGAGAGACACCGGAAGUUCCUCAGAUUCACUUUGGAGGGCAAAGCGUAUCAGUACCGCGUUCUUCCCUUUGGCUUAGCGCUAGCUCCCCGUACAUUCUCAAAAUGCAUGGACGCAGCUCUGGCCCCGUUGCGGCUCCGGGGCGUCCGUGUGUUAAACUAUCUGGACGACUGGCUGGUGUUAGCGCACGUGAGACUGUGCCUCAGACUACUAGGUCUAAUGGCGGCGGCGCUUCCCGUGAUUCAUCUGGGUUUGCUUUACAUGCGCCCGUUUCAGUGGUGGACGAAACGACAGAAUAUUUCACCCCGUUGUUCUCCGCAUCGAACGAUCUCGGUGACGCGGAGGUGUGUGAUGUCGUUAAAGCAAUGGACAUCAGCCGAAUUUCUCCUCACCGGGGUUCGGCUGGGAAUUUGUGCUUCCCGAGAGACUGUCACGACAGACGCGUCUUUGACCGGGUGGGGAGCUGUUUGUCAGGGGCGCCCAGCCCACGGAGUGUGGACAGCGGCACAACGCAGCUGGCACAUAAACAAAUUGGAAUUACUGGCGGUUUUUCUGGCUCUCCAGUAUUUUUCGAGUCUACUGACCGGCCGUCAUGUGCUUCUCAGAACGGACAACACUGCGGUCGUGGCUUAUCUGAACCAUCAGGGAGGAUUACGUUCUCGCCCUCUGUGCAGACUGGCGAGGCGGAUUCUUCUUUGGUCUCACGACAAAUUUCUGUCGAUCCGGGCUGUUCACAUCCCUGGACGACUGAACUUCGGAGCGGAUUUAUUAUCCAGGCAGACUCUGGAACAAGGGGAAUGGAGAUUACACCCCCAAACGGUGAAUCACCUAUGGCAUAUUUUCGGGGAAGCGGAAGUGGAUUUAUUCGCGUCGAGCACGACUACGCAUUGCCCGCUAUGGUUCUCCCUAAGCCCUCCAUCACCCCUGGGUCUGGAUGCGCUAGCUCACAGCUGGCCCAGGACCAGCUUGUAUGCGUUUCCUCCGAUUCGGCUGGUCCCAGCGGUAUUAUGCAGAAUACGGCGGGACAGAGUGGGACAGCUGUUGCUGGUGGCUCCGCGAUGGCACACACAGCCGUGGUUUGCGGAUCUCAUCAAUCUGUUAGCGGGCUCUCCGGUGGAGAUUCCCCUCAGACGGGAUUUAUUAUCGCAAGCACAGGGACGGAUCUGGCAUCCCAGACCAGAUCUGUGGAACCUGUGGGCGUGGCCUCUGAGCGGAGUGAGUUGA